AUGCUGCUCCUGAGGCCCUCACCUCUCCCUCUGAACACAUCUCGUACCGAGAUCUUACUCCAAAUCAAGGAGAAGGGUCUCUUGCGACAGCCCAACCCUAUGAAAGCUACUCAUAAAGACUGGUCCAAAUAUUACAGGUUCCACCGAGACUACGACCAUGACAUGGAAGAAUGUCGCGACCUCCAGAAUCAAAUCGAGGACCUGAUCCGAAGAGGUCACCUCGGGCACUAUCUCAAGGAACCCCGGGAAGUGACUCCACGCCCCAGGGGAUCCGUCGAAAGACAGAUCGACGUUAUCUCUGGAGGACCGGUAGCUGGCGGCAACAGCUCAACGGCGAAGAAGGCCUAUGCCCGGAGCGCGAUCGAGAAACAUCCCCGACCCGAGCUCGAGCCUGAAAUCACUUUCGGAGCCGGAGAGGUCGAGCGCUCCCAUCACGAUGAUGCUUUGGUGAUCUCCAUUCGGAUCGCUAAUGCUCGGGUCAAAAGAGUAAUGGUCGACACCGAGAGUUCUGCCGAUGUGUUGUACCUCAAUGCCUUUAAGAAGCUCGGCUUGACCAAGGAGGACCUCAACCCCAUAGCGUCAGCGCUCAUUGGGUUCACGGAGGAUUCUAUCUCCCCUCUCGGGACCACCAUCUUUCCUGUCACUAUCGGGGAAGAGCCAAGGGCCAAGACAAUAAUAACUACCUUUAUGGUAGUCAAUCUACCCUCGGCCUAUAACGUCAUCCUCGGUCGAUCGACACUUAACAAGUUGAAAGCGGUGGUGUCCACCUACCACCGGGCCAUUAAGUUUCCAACUUCGGUAGGGAUUGAGGAAUUCCGAAGCGAUCCGGGAGAAUCAAGGCGAUGUUAUCUUAUAGCAGUUACCCUCUCGGAGAGGUCAUGUCCCUGUCAAUUCUCGGAUCCCCGAGAAGGAGCCAUGGCGUCGAUGCGCUUGGAGCCCCCCGAGCAACUCACCGAGGUGCCCUUGAAAAGGAAUCAGCCCGAUUUGACUAUGAAAAUCAGGAUGGUACUCCCCGAAGCAAAUCAGCUCCAGCUCAUCGACUUCCUGAGGGAAAAUGUCAAUGUAUUUACAUGGUCCCCCAGGGAGAUGCCCGGGAUCAACUUAGGGGUGACCCAGCACCAGCUCAACAUCGACCUCGAGGCUAGGCCGGUGAAGCAAAGGCCGAGGAAGUUUGCUCCCGGCUAG
Messenger RNA from Musa acuminata subsp. malaccensis (wild Malaysian banana), 1185 nucleotides. The record is from RefSeq and is a predicted model, not a curated record. Lineage: Eukaryota; Viridiplantae; Streptophyta; Magnoliopsida; Zingiberales; Musaceae.